This is a messenger RNA of Striga hermonthica, 504 nucleotides long. The record is from the annotation of a GenBank genome assembly. Lineage: Eukaryota; Viridiplantae; Streptophyta; Magnoliopsida; Lamiales; Orobanchaceae.
AUGUCGUCGUCCGCGGCGGAGAACGGAACCAAGAAGAUAACUCUGAGGAGCUCCGAUGGGGAGGUUUUCGAGGUGGAAGAGGCGGUGGCUGUCGAGUCUCAGACAAUCAAGCACAUGAUUGAGGACGAGUGCGCCGACAACGUCAUCCCUCUCCCCAACGUCACCGGUAAGAUCCUCUCGAAGGUGAUCGAGUACUGCAAGCGCCACGUAGAUGCCGCCGCAGCUUCUGGCACCAAGGCGGACGACAAGCCUUCUCCCGACGAUGAUCUCAAGAAUUUCGACGCGGAUUUUGUCAAAGUGGACCAGGCUACGCUCUUUGAUCUUAUCUUGGCUGCAAAUUACCUGAAUAUCAAGAGUCUUCUGGAUCUAACCUGCCAAACUGUUGCUGAUAUGAUCAAAGGAAAGACCCCCGAGGAGAUUCGCAAGACAUUCAACAUCAAGAAUGACUUCACACCUGAAGAGGAAGAAGAAGUCCGGAGAGAAAAUCAGUGGGCCUUCGAAUAG